AUAAUGUACGGCUUCAAUAUCCUGUCUGGAAAUUUCUCAUCCGAAGAGUCAGACGAAGAAUGGGAACCAAGUGACUCAGCAUCCUGCACUUCGAGUGACGACGAAAUAUGUUCCAGUGACCUCGACGAGGGAAAUACACUGCCACAGACAGGAGAAAACCCCCCAAGGAGGUUCGGAUCAACUGUAACGCCAAAACACAAUUCGAUUCAGACCGGCAUCGGCCAAGCUGUCCAUGAAAAGGGUAACAGAAAGGCUAGUCGGCAAUAUUACAGUUCCCAGGUGGAUAUUCAGAAAGCGGUUACUCUCAGUCGGCAUCUCCAGGGUGCCUUGGGACUCGCAGAUAUCGAAGAUACAACCGAUGACGCUCCCACAAACAGAGAGAAAAUUUCUCUUAGCUUGGGUGAUUUAGGAGCGGAACUCGUCAACCUCCAGCGGCUGCUGAAGAAUCUAUGUUAUUCCGUUGAAACUUUGCAUCAGAUAGCGUUAGAAGUGUUUCACGCUCAACACCCGGUCGCGGCGGAGCCGUAAUCUAGCUGGGCAUGAUUAAAGCAAAGUCACCUUAUUAGAGAAACGGUGCUAGAAGCAGCAUAUGGUAGAAUAAAAUAUGGCAUCCGACGUAUUUCGUCUCGGCUCCCGUGGUAAUAUCGCGUUCUCUCAUCUUGAUGAAUGAGAAAAGGGGCCGACGACCGCUGUCGAGCAGCAGUGAUGAGC
Molecule: messenger RNA, 711 nt
Organism: Emericellopsis atlantica
Lineage: Eukaryota; Fungi; Ascomycota; Sordariomycetes; Hypocreales; Bionectriaceae
Exons: 3
Coding region: 4-528 (174 amino acids)
Source: RefSeq, a predicted model, not a curated record